Aspergillus ochraceoroseus IBT 24754 is the source of this 285-nucleotide messenger RNA. RefSeq names its product dynein light chain DYN2. The record is from RefSeq and is a predicted model, not a curated record. Gene Ontology annotation, cellular component: cytoplasmic dynein complex. Gene Ontology annotation, molecular function: dynein intermediate chain binding; dynein light intermediate chain binding. Gene Ontology annotation, biological process: cilium assembly; microtubule-based process. The coding region runs from base 1 to 285 and encodes 94 amino acids. NCBI's taxonomy places the organism in Eukaryota, Fungi, Ascomycota, Eurotiomycetes, Eurotiales, Aspergillaceae. The transcript has 7 exons.
AUGGCCACCGAGAAGAAGGACAAGCUAGAACCCCAAAUAAAGUCGGUUGACAUGUCGGAAGACAUGCAGCAAGAGGCUGUCGAAGUUGCGAUCGAGGCUAUGGAGAAGUACCACAUUGAAAAGGAUAUUGCCCAGUACAUCAAAAGAGAAUUCGACUCUCGCAAGGGAGCCACAUGGCAUUGUGUAGUUGGAAGAAACUUUGGCAGCUUUGUCACACAUGAAACGAAGCAUUUCAUCUACUUCUACCUCGGACACUGCGCCAUCCUCCUGUUCAAGACCCAAUAA